UAUUUAGGUUCUAUGCUGGUAAAAGAGUUAAGAGGUACAGAGUCAACACAAGAUGCAUGUGCAAAGAUGAGGGUAAGUUGCCAGAAGUCUACAGAACAAAUGAAGAAAGUCCCAACCAUUGUCCUGUCUGUCUCUUACAAGGGAGUCAAAUUUAUUGAUGCAACAAAUAAGAAUAUUAUUGCUGAACAUGAAAUCCGUAACAUUUCCUGUGCUGCACAAGACCCUGAAGACCUUUCUACAUUCGCGUACAUCACUAAAGACUUGAAGACUAAUCAUCACUACUGCCAUGUAUUCACUGCGUUUGAUGUGGUCAGUUAUUAG
This is a messenger RNA of Tauraco erythrolophus (red-crested turaco), 321 nucleotides long. The record is from RefSeq and is a predicted model, not a curated record. NCBI's taxonomy places the organism in Eukaryota, Metazoa, Chordata, Aves, Musophagiformes, Musophagidae.